Messenger RNA from Nerophis lumbriciformis (worm pipefish), 1224 nucleotides. Lineage: Eukaryota; Metazoa; Chordata; Actinopteri; Syngnathiformes; Syngnathidae. The record is from RefSeq and is a predicted model, not a curated record.
AUGGACACAAGAACCUUCAAGAAUCCCUACCCGGACUAUGACGCCGGCAGCCCUGAGAUUACACAGUCGUUUUUUGACUCUCAUGGCAAGCUGACACCUGCGUUUGCUCAGCGACUGAGCAACAAGAUCGAAGAGCUGUUGGCUGUCAUGGAGAAAGGGCUCAAGUCUGCCAACCCAAAAGAUUGUACCACUUACACUGGCUGGGCAGGCAUUGCAUUACUCUACUUGCACAUCCACCGCAUAUUCAAGCAACCGGCAUUUCUCCAGAAGGCUCUAGAAUACGUCGGCCUUAGUCUGAAAUGCCUGACACGGCGCCAUGAUGUCACAUUUCUGUGUGGUGACACCGGACCACUGGCUGUGGCUGCUGUGGUGUACCAUCAGUUGCAAUUGCCCGGGGAGGCCGACGAGUGCAUCAGAAGACUGCUGACUUAUCACGAGACAGUUGUGAAAGGUUCUGGUGGGAUGCCAGACGAGUUGCUCUAUGGUCGGGUGGGUUACCUCUAUUCUCUCAUCUUCAUCAACCAGCAUCUCGGCACAGACAGAAUUCCAUUACAGCACAUCCAGCAGGUCAGUGAGGCCAUUUUAGCAUCAGGCGAACACCACAGUAGGAAGUUGCACAUCCAGAAUCAGAGCCCCCUGAUGUAUGAGUGGUACAAUGAGCAAUAUGUUGGUGCGGCCCACGGAUUGGCUGGCAUUUACUACUUUCUCAUGCAGUCUGGGUUUGUUGCGUCAGAGGACAAGGUUCGCAAGUUAGUCAAACCCAGCAUUGACUACGUUCGCCACAUUAAGUUCCCCUCAGGGAACUACCCUCCCUGUGUCGGAGAUGGUCGUGACCUGCUGGUGCAUUGGUGCCAUGGCUCUCCGGGCGUCAUCUACACGCUCCUGCAGGCAUACAAGGUGUUUGGUGAUUCUCAGUACAUAGAGGAUGCGCUUCAGUGUGGUGAGGUUGUGUGGCGCUGGGGUUUGCUAAAGAAAGGUUACGGGCUGUGUCAUGGCGCAGCAGGAAACGCUUAUGCUUUCCUGGCUCUAUACCGGCAAACACAGAACCUCAAGCACCUUUACAGAGCGUGCAUGUUUGCAGACUGGUGCAUGAACUACGGCUCACACGGCUGCAGAACACCAGACACUCCCUUCUCACUCUUUGAAGGCAUGGCAGGCACCAUCUACUUUUUGGCUGACCUCCUGCAGCCCACACAAGCACGUUUCCCAGCCUUCGAGGUGUGA